Molecule: messenger RNA, 821 nt
Organism: Achroia grisella
Lineage: Eukaryota; Metazoa; Arthropoda; Insecta; Lepidoptera; Pyralidae
Product: splicing regulator SDE2
Exons: 1
Coding region: 11-736 (241 amino acids)
Cellular component (GO): nucleus
Source: RefSeq, a predicted model, not a curated record
UAUUCUCAAUAUGUCGGCUUUAGUUUACUUUGAAAACAAUUUGGUGCCGAACAUAGAAUGCACAGAUGUGGCGUCAUUGAAAUUUGAGAUUUCACAACAGUAUGGUGUUUCUCAGCAAGACUUGUUCGUCACAGUCAAUGGCAAAACUGUUUCCUGCGACUUAGACCUUCGCAGCCUCAAUAAUGUGGUUAGAGUGUGUACAAAACUCGUUGGAGGGAAGGGCGGCUUCGGAUCUAUGUUGCGAGCUAUUGGCGCGCAAAUUGAGAAAACAACGAAUCGCGAAGCUUGUAGGGAUCUGUCUGGGCGUCGCCUGAGGGAUAUAAACGAAGAGAAACGGCUGAGGAAGUGGCUGGAAGGCCAGGAAGACCGCGAACGCGAGGCAGUCGAGCGUAAACAGAAGAAAUUGGAGCGAUUGAUGGCUGAGCCUAAAAUUGAUGUGAAUUUGAGUCCGAUGUAUGAGAAAGAGCGGCAGGAUCUACCGGGGCGGGUGAGUGCAGCCGUGGACGCUGGCUGGCAGGCUGCUGGGACCUCAAGUGAAGGUGGAACCAAGAGGAAGGUGGAGGAAGAUAAAUCUAAAGGCAGGAAGAAGGCGAAGUUGUGGAUUGAUGCAGAAUUAUCAGACUGUUCAUCGUUGAGUGACGAUGAGGAAGAUGCACCUACCUGCAGGGCCCAAGCUGUCUCAACGGACAGUGGAAAUGAAUCUGACCGUAUUUCAGACUCCAGUAGUAAACCAUGAAUUUAUAUAUUGUUUGGAAUGGACGGAGUUACUUUAAGAAAGUAUCACAUUAAUAUAGUUUGUUAGAUUUUAACUUCAGUUGAUU